ACUUUUUUUGCUACUUAGUAUUAGUAUAUUGCAUUAUUCGGUCUUAGUACGAAAAAAAUAUGGUUGUCCGAAUAAUUAUUGCGGGUGAAUCCCAAUGCGAAAAGUUUGCGCAAGUAAACUUGGUGGUUGAUCAUCUCUCUCAAAAUCUACCCCAGUUUUGUUAUGAACGAAUAGAAAAGAGUAUUCCGGAAUGGAAAACUUGGCUUAUCAAGAUAAAUCAGAAAUAUAAAUGGCAUCACAUUGGAUCUCCUUUAGUUUGGAAAGAACUCUUGAUGAAAGGAAGUAAACCCUAUUAUAUUGGCGGCCUCCCAGAAUUUUUAGAUUAUUGCCAUUCGUAUUACCAAUUUGAUUAUUUUAUGGCUGAUUCUAAAUUUAAAGGUAUAACUGAAAACUGUAAUCAAUAUCGAACAAAAAUUAAAAAGGAUAACCAAGAGAUACAGUUGAAAUUAUCUACAGAACAUAAGAUCAUAAGAACCGAAAGUCUACCGAAAAAUGAUUAUGUUGUAUGCAUAUCAGGUGCUGGAUAUCAGUUGACGGAACACUUAAUAUCACAAUUAUUAGAACUAUCGGUUGGCACUAAAACUAUAGCCAAAAUAUUUAUUUAUGAUAGUGAAUGUCCUAACCCACCGAUAGACAAGAUAGAACAUGAAUGUAGUUACAUUGAAACUAACUAUUCUGGAAAAGUAGUGAAAUAUGUUGAAAAAAUUGGUAUUGCUCUGACGUAUUGUGACCUAUUGAUAGUAUUGGAUCACGUACCUUUUCACAUGGAUUUAGCCAUUGGGGAUUGGUUGGAAGCAAACAAACAUGCAAUGGAAGAAAUAGCUUUAAUGCUAAAUGCAUCAGCAAAGCGAAAUAUACGUAUCCUAUUACCUAAUCUUGGCCCAGCAUGUUACAAUGCAACAAUUCUGAUGAAAGCGGCGAACAUUGAAAAAUAUAACAUAGUAGUAGCUACAUCGGAUUUGGGUUUGGAGGUAGCUCCAGUAGCAGCAGAAAUUGCUGAAGUGGCUAUGAGAAACAUGUUCUGUCCUCCCGUGUGGGGAUUUGUGGGAGUUAAUCAUUUAGUGGAUAUAAGAACUACAAUACAUAAAUACAAUACCUUCGAGCCAUACCAGAGAUACACGAGAGUGAGAAAUUCAACCUUAAAUAUAGGUUCCAUUACUCCAGAAAUCCGAUUAAUGGAAUAUUUAAUGAUAUUUGAUAAUACUUUGUGGACGAAGGUCCUGGAGAGAAGAAAACAAGCAAGUUUUUCACAACUUCCCAUUAAUAAAGUCAUAAGUCUUGUUAAUGUGGUUAAACUUUGGCUAUUUGGUGCUCAACCUGACGAGAUCAUUUGUCUCGGUAUCAAAUGUAACGGAUCGUUUGGUUUACAUUUCGAUGGUGCUUUUUCACAACCGGCGCAUUACGUUAAUGGAAAGUGGUUACCAGCAGAUAAUUAUUUAAUGCCAAGAGAUCCAGAAAUGAAAUUACCAUAUUUAGAAGAAAUGGCACGUUUGUGCAUGAAUAUGCACCAGGGAAAGUUACCAAAAGUUGCAUCUUAUACUCCGUGUAUUUGUAAACGGCUUAAGUUAUCCCCGAAAGUAAGUCGAAGUACCCGAUUUUACAAAUAGUUUUUAUUUUGUUGGCAAACUUAUGCAGAAUAUAAUCAAUUUUGCUCUUUCUUUCAAAAUUAAGAUACAAUUUAGUUACUAAUCGUAUCAGUUUAUAUUCGAUUGCUUUUAUAUUAUCGAUGAAUCAUAAUAAUCGAUUUAAAACGAUGAUUCAAGUUUCUGAACGUUAUCACAAACAAGUCGGGUCACUUCGUUUCGCAUCGAAGCAUUCCUACCUAGCUUUACAACACUAGUGCAAAACGAAACGUUGCUAGAAUAUGACGGGUCUCAUGUUGUGCGGGGAGAUGUUAUGACGUGCAGCAACUGUCUUUGUUUCAACAACAUUCGUAUAGUUUUCGAGAAAAUUGUUAGUUAAAAUGUUGUGAUAGAUCGUAUUUAGUAUGAUGUGAUACGCCGUGGUAUUGCGACAUGAAUUUUCCCAAAGCAUGACCGUGCCAAUAGGAGUUAUUAGCAUAGUUAGGAUUUCGUAUUGGUUAAGUUGUGUGAAUGUUGUGCCAAUAAUGAGAUAGUGGAGUGUUGUGAUGUGGUUCGGGGACAUGCGGGGGGUGGUGUGGAUGGCGUGGGUGGCCGCGGCGGUGGCAGCAGUGGCCGCCACUCCCCUGGAGUCCGAGAUGCCCGUCCCGCGAGGUGAGAGGAAGAACCUUGCCACCUACGCUUACCUCCGAGCCUGCUCCGCUCAUGCCUCUCGUUAACAUUGCAUGCGCUACUGCACAAGUCACACAAUACUUUUUCUGUCAUUGAAAGUGAUUUCGUGGAAGCUACUUAAACUUUUAUGUUAUGGAAGUUUUGUUUAUGUUUUAAUAAACUUGUACGCUUGAA
Messenger RNA from Cydia splendana, 2426 nucleotides. RefSeq names its product putative malate dehydrogenase 1B. The record is from RefSeq and is a predicted model, not a curated record. NCBI's taxonomy places the organism in Eukaryota, Metazoa, Arthropoda, Insecta, Lepidoptera, Tortricidae. Gene Ontology annotation, molecular function: L-malate dehydrogenase (NAD+) activity. Gene Ontology annotation, biological process: tricarboxylic acid cycle; oxaloacetate metabolic process; malate metabolic process. The transcript is spliced from 5 exons. Bases 60 to 1607 code for a protein of 515 amino acids.